ACAGAAUGUUCGAGUCACCACUUUCCUCAAGUCUUAAUUUCUAGACACGCGGUUUAUCAUCCUCCACCCAUAUAUAUAUAUAGUCUCUCUCUGAUACUUUGUUCUUCCUGUACUGCUUUGCAUUUCCAUACUGACAUUACCUUAAUGGGACUUGUUCCAUGUCCUUUGCCCUGCAGCACAUACAGUACAGAAUCCGAGUCCAACUUCAGUUACCACCUUCACUCUGAUCCUUCAACCUCCUCAAUAUCUUCCCAACCAAGUCUUCCUUCUGUUCCUUCGCUAUCACGGCAAGUACUACAGCAAACCCAAACCACCCAACUUAACUGCAUAGCUACCCGAAAACCCGGCUCCGCCUGUGUCUGUUCCCUAGUCCUCGCCGGAAAGUUCCUAUACACCGGCUCAUCCGACGGCGAGAUUCGAUCAUGGAGCUGCAGAGACAUCUCCUCAAACACUUCCAAGCCACUAGCCACCACCAACUCCACGGUCAAGUCUCUAGUGAUUGUGGGCGACAAAAUCUUCAGCGCUCACCAAGACCACAAAAUCCGUGUUUGGCAAGUCAACACUACCAAUGAACAAAAGUUCAAAUGCAAAUGCAUAGCCACGCUGCCGACACUGAAAGAUCGUUUCCCGAGGCUCUUCUUCCCCAACAGUUACGUCCAAGUCCGGCGGCACAAGAAAUUAACGUGGGUGCAUCAUGCGGACGCAAUAUCAGCUCUGGCGGUAUCAAAGGACGAGUCUCUUCUAUACUCGGCUUCAUGGGACCGCACGUUCAAAAUCUGGCGGACCUCCGACUUCAAGUGCUUGGAGUCGGUGAGCAACGCCCACGAGGAUGCCAUAAACGCAAUAGUGGUGAGCAAUGACGGGUUUGUUUACACUGGCUCGGCGGAUAAGAAGAUAAAGGUGUGGAAGAAACUCAUUGGGGAAAAGCAUCACACUCUUGUUGAGUCACUAGAGAAGCACAAGUCGGCAGUGAACGCCUUGGCUUUUAGCUCCGACGGGUCUGUGUUGUACUCCGGCGCGUGUGAUCGGUCGAUUCUGGUUUGGGAAAGAGAUAAUGGUGGCGGUGGUGGGAUGGAUGUGGUGGGGGCGCUUAGAGGUCACACUAAGGCUAUAUUGUGUUUGGCGGUGGCGGGGAAUUUAGUGUGUAGUGGUUCGGCGGAUUGUAGUGUUAGGAUUUGGAGGAGAGGGGUUGGUGAUGAUCGGAGUUACUCGUGUUUGGGUGUGUUGGAAGGUCAUAGGCGGCCGGUGAAGUGUUUGACGGCGGCCGUGGAUUUUGACGGUGACGAUAGAAGUGAUUGUGUUAAUUCUUUUGUUGUUUAUAGUGGUAGUUUGGAUUGUAACAUUAAGGUGUGGCAAAUACAGGUCCCUUUGGUUAAUUCGAUUUAACUAUUUUAUUAGUAGAGCUAAUCUAAAGUUACAUAUACUUUUGUUGAUCCACAAUUUGUAGACAUGAUGAUGUACAUAACAAUUAUGAUUAAUUUCAGUUUA
Molecule: messenger RNA, 1488 nt
Organism: Rosa rugosa (rugosa rose)
Lineage: Eukaryota; Viridiplantae; Streptophyta; Magnoliopsida; Rosales; Rosaceae
Product: protein JINGUBANG-like
Exons: 1
Coding region: 145-1386 (413 amino acids)
Molecular function (GO): protein binding
Source: RefSeq, a predicted model, not a curated record